UCAUGCGGUGCGUUUGCAGGGUUCUGAAGGCGUUGCCCAAAUCUGUAGUUGAUUUACGAACAUUUGUAAUUGUUUUCUUUGUUGUUUUUUUCCUUUGAUCGUAAUCAGAAUUUUCAACAUUGAUUUUUUGUCAAGAAAUGUUACCUGUCAAACAGCCUUUUAUGGAAGUGGAAUGCUACCGUUCAUACAUUGAUGAUCUAUAUUCCAGUAAUAUGGACAAGUGUAUGGAAGCCAUAGUGUGUCUUAAAAACUCAGUUAUUGGAAGUAAUCGACAAAAGAGUUCAGUGCUCUCUCAGGGCGUUGUUCCCAGGCUAAUGCAGUUGUUAGGUGACUGUUCUGUGCCGGUACAAAUGAAAACUGAGGCUACUGUAACAUUAGGUUCCUUAGCCAAGGGUACAGAUCAUCAUGUUCAAUCUUUAAUUGAGCUCGGCAUCGUUCCUCUUUUACUCACUGGUGUCACAAGCAGUGACCAAAAGUAUACAGAGGCCACUUUGAGAUGCUUAAGUACAAUAUUUCAAACUUCAAAUGCCCCUGUAUCUUUGAUAUUUAUGGAUUCUAUUAUAGUCCCAUGCUUACUCAAUCUCACAACACAGAGCGUCACAUGUCAAGUGUGUGUUCCUGCUAUUUUGGCUGCUGCAUGCAAGACUCCAGAGCAACAAGGUUUUCUUAUCCAGGAAGGAGCAGUGCCUGUUCUAGCACAGCUAUUGUGCUCAACACAGUCUUUGGUUCAGAUGAAUGCGUUAACUUGUUUAGCAAGCUUGUGCUACCAAAAUCCAACAGUUGCUGCUUGUGUUGCUCAAGCCAGAUGCCUGGAAAUACAAGAGCCUUGUUUUGUUGAUAAGUCAAUGCCAGAUUUGUUAUUUAUGCUGAUGGCUCAAGAUCGACCAAGUGAGAUGCAGCUAGCUGCUGCAAGAUGUAUUACCUUCUUGCAUCGUGCUGGAGCCUUUAGCGCUGAUGACCCUAAGAUUCUGUACCGCACACUUCCAUGUCUGGUGAGGCUUUGCAAGAAAGAUCGUCCUCCUCUUCAGCGUGCACAGGCAGCUGAAACAUUAGCCUACCUCACAGAAGUUGACAUUGAACUGCAAAGAACUGCAUCUAUAUCAAAUCAUUUGGUCCCAACUUUAUCAGAUCUGUUAAAGUAUCCUAGAGUGCAUGCUGCUUCAAGGUUACCUGUUGCAAUAUUUGAACAGGAACUCAAAAUAGCAGCUGAAUUGCGCCAAGCUGCGUUUCGGGCUUUUGCAUCUUUAGGAGCAAAUGAUGAAGAUAUUAGGAAAAAAAUUAUAGAAACAGAUAACCUUAUGGAACAUAUUGUCAGUGGCUUGCAAGAUCCUAGUGCUAAAGUGCGCUUGGCUGCAAUUCGGUGUUUGCAUUCCCUCUCAAGGUCUGUUCAACAACUAAGGACAACCUUCCAGCGCUCCUUCUGUUCCAAGGAUCAUUCAGUGUGGCGACCCUUGAUGCAGCUCCUUCAGGGAGCAUCUGAUGACAUACUGACUGUUGCUUCCUCUACCCUUUGCAAUUUGUUAUUGGAAUUUUCACCUUCAAAAGAACCCAUCUUAGAAUCUGGGGCUGUCGACAUGCUCUGCGAAUUGACACGAAGGAAAGAUCCGGCUCUUAGACUAAAUGGGAUUUGGGCUCUCAUGAACAUGGCUUUUCAAGCAGAACAGAAAAUAAAAUCACAAAUCUUAAACACUCUUGGAACUGACCAGAUGUUUAGGUUACUUUCUGAUACAGAAGUUGAUGUUCUCAUGAAAACUUUAGGUUUACUACGUAAUUUACUCUCAACCAAAAGUCACAUUGAUUAUAUCAUGAACCUUCAUGGAAACCAAAUUAUGCAAGCAGUAGUUCUCAUUCUUGAGGGAAACCACUCAGCAGAGGUGAAAGAGCAGGCGUUGUGUAUACUUGCAAAUAUUGGAGAUGGAGACUCAGCCAAGGAAUUCAUCAUGUCCAACGAAGAUGUGUUAAAAAAGCUGCAAGACUACAUGGCACACUCAAAUGUGAAGUUGCAAGUUGCUGCAAUAUUUUGUAUUUCAAAUUUAGUUUGGAGAGAAGAAAGUGGAGCUAUUGACCGGCAGGCUAGACUGAAAGAGAUGGGUGUUUACAAGCAAUUACAGCAACUCAUCAUGACAACAGAUACCUUAUUAUUCGAUAAAGUGAAAACAGCCAUGACACAGUUUUCAGAGGCAUGACAAAGAAAGACAAGCUCUUAAAUGUGGCUUUAUGCAGAAUUACAGCUACUGGUACAUUUUGGAACUUUAUUUCAUUUAUGAUAUUUGUCAAGCUCCUUCAGUGUGACUGACCAAUUUACCAACAAUGUUGCGUUUCAUUGGUCAGUCUUUUGUAAAUGUGAGUAAAUACUUAUGGUGAUCGUAGUUGUGAACAAUUUGUUAAGACAUUUUGUACAGUUGUAUAAGCUUUGCAGUUGAUGAGUAGGAGAGAUUUUUUAUAAUGGACUUGUUGAGAAAAUUUUCAGCGUAAGUGUAUUUUUUUGUAAUUUUGAAGAAGGUCCACAGAGUACAAAUGGAAAAAAACUAUGUAAAAAUGUAAAAUAGUUACUGUUUCAUGUUGUUAAAGCUGAAUUUGGUGAACACUAAUUUCAGCCUGUUAUUAAUAUGAUCUUGUUUUAUAUGUAUGUAAUUAAUUAAUCUUGUAUGAAGUAAUAAGUGGGUGCUAGAUCAGAUAAAGUUGGACAGAAAACAGCUUUUUACCUUUUUACUGAGUUAAAUGGUUUUACAAAUUUCUAAAGAACUUUGUGCGAGACCACUUUAGCUAGUUCUCAAAUUUAUCUCUCUAUCAUCUUGUGGAUAGUAAAUGUCCUAUCUACAGGACCCAACUUUGGGAUAUUUAAAAUGAUACAUUUACUCUUGGUUGUGCUUUUUGUCUGCCACAUUUGUAGAUAAUUGUAACAUUUACCUUGUAGUUGAAGCAACCAACUCUUGUCUCUGUACAACAUAUUUAUUCUGUAUUUAGCUAUAAUGCACUAUAUGUAGUGUAUUCCAAACUUGUGAGUGAACUUUAAGCUUACUUGCCUCAUAGACUGAGAUAUAGUAAAACCAUAACUGUCAGAAGAGUUAGAUGUAUUGGAAAAAAGCUGUUUGGAAAUUGACACUCAUGCUUUAGAUGAUAGUAGUACUACAUAUUUUAAACCUGUAUACCUAGGUCAGGAGUCCUCUGCCUUCUGGACUGAUUUUUAUAAUGACAUGUGCCUAAAAUUCGCUUGUGGUUAAAAUACGUCAUUAGCUUCUGAACAUGUUUUUAAAGAUUAGAAUUACUUGAAUACCUCCAGGCUGGUUGAAGAAUGAAAAAGGUAUGUACAUUCACUACCGUUAAAAAAAAUAAUUCUAUGUAUUCCCUUUUUUCAGAAUUUUCUAUCUAAUUAUAACACUGCCGUAAUUUUAUGAUGGAUGAACUAACUUAAAUUCCAGUUCACAGGUCACAAUCUAGUUAAGAACAAAAUGAUUCUUCCUUUUGCAUCAGCUUUCAAAGCUCACGUAGAUUAGAGCACUUUACUCCACAUGAAGCCAAAGAAUUGAGAACAAUCUGUUUAACUUUCGUUAUCUUCAUUGAACACUCAUUUGUGGCAUGAGCAAAAUAUCUAUCUGGCUUUAUCUGAAAGUUUCAAUGCGAUUUCAAGGUGGAGCAGCUUGGAAAGCUGUCUGACAAACUGUGACUACCUGAACUUACUCAUCAUAGCAGUUCUUCUUUGUUACCUAAUAUUAUUUCAAUCAAUUCUUUUGUUGAGUGGUUCAACCAGCUUUACUAGCUUGUCUAUGAGACAAAUCUCAGUGAUAAUAAUUGAGACUUCAAUGGACAGGCUUACCCAAAUAGGACUUUUGUAUCCAGAAUUCAUAGCACAAUGUUUUGUUCUCAGUAGCUGCUACUGUACUCCUUGCCUUUUGGCAAAAAUGUUGCAACUUCUCUUUUUCCCUGUAAUCCUGAAGGUCAGAUCUAAAGCAGCCUUCCUUUUGGCAGAAACUCCUCUUUCUAACUUAUGAUAUUUCUAUAGUGAUGAUGAGUCAUAAGAAAAAAAUACUUAUUGAGUGUAUUUUUUAUGAUAUUUUAUAAUAUGAUAGUUUUUGUAAGCCCUCAGCAAUCAUGUACAGUAGAAAAUUGAAUAAUUUUGUAAUUUAUUUCAUUUGUUUUUUGACAGUUUGGCUGAAAGUAUAAUGCAAUCCCUCUUUUCACACAUUAACUGAUCUUACUGCCACUAUGCCUUUUUGCCUGUCUGUUUAUCAUUUUCGGCAUUUGUUGUGAUAACUGCAGCUGCAUUUUGUGUUUUCAAUGAAAUGCAAUUGAUAAAACUUAAGUCACUAAUAAACUUCCAGGACAAGGAAGCUAACCAGUUCUCA
Messenger RNA from Frankliniella occidentalis (western flower thrips), 4346 nucleotides. Its product is annotated as armadillo repeat-containing protein 8. Gene Ontology annotation, biological process: proteasome-mediated ubiquitin-dependent protein catabolic process. NCBI's taxonomy places the organism in Eukaryota, Metazoa, Arthropoda, Insecta, Thysanoptera, Thripidae. The record is from RefSeq and is a predicted model, not a curated record. Gene Ontology annotation, molecular function: protein binding. The transcript is spliced from 13 exons. The coding region runs from base 138 to 2186 and encodes 682 amino acids. Gene Ontology annotation, cellular component: GID complex.